AUGAUCUCGUCGUGCUUGAGCAGCGCGAGCACGUGCUCGUUGCAGAUGCAGCAGCCCAUGACCAUAGGCCAAAAGUACCCGUACGGCAGCGGCCAUCGCCGCCACCACCACCACUACCCUCCACCGAAGCCGCGCACGCAGCGCAAGCGCUCCUGCCUGCGCAAGGAGAGCGCCUUCUCCUGCGGCGGCGCCGCACGCGGCUCGCGGCUGGACGAGCUGUCGGCGACCAAGAUGAUCACGGUCAGCUACUCGGCUCAGCCCAAGAAGACGCUCUCGUUCGCGGACCAGCGCGGCCAGCACCUGGUGCUGGAGCGCGAGUUCUGCCCCAAGGACGCGCCCGUGUGCUACUGUGACGUCCCCAUCGAGGUCACGCUGGGCCGCCUGACUCGCCGGCGCAGCAGCAGCUUGGACAAGUGGAUCGAAGAAACCCUGGCGCGCCAGCACCUGCUGUCCAUGUGCGUCGUCUCGCUGCUGGGCUGCGCCCUCAUUGGGCUCCGCCAGACCGCCAAGUAGGCGCGCGCCAGCACACCCCAGCCUCCCACCUGUACCAGUAGCUUUAAUUAUUUUUUCAUGCAUCACUUCGUGAAAGUGCAGUUGCAUGAGGAACUCCAAUUUAUUAGUAAUAACAAACAAGCAGU
Molecule: messenger RNA, 638 nt
Organism: Phytophthora sojae
Lineage: Eukaryota; Oomycota; Peronosporomycetes; Peronosporales; Peronosporaceae
Exons: 1
Coding region: 1-513 (170 amino acids)
Source: RefSeq, a predicted model, not a curated record